UUUCAACUGAACAGUUACAAUAUGAAGAUUUUAAUUGCUGUAGCUCUAGCUCUAGCCUUUGCCACCGCUUCUGCGGAGGAACUUUAUUCGCGCAAUGUCGUGAUGCCAGUUAUUGGGAAUAAUGAGGACCGUAUUACAAAUGGCAACACUGCCACCGUUGGCCAAUUCCCCUAUCAGGUGGGUCUCUCCUUGCAAUUAAAUGCAUUUAUGAGUUCCUGGUGUGGUGGAUCUUUGAUCGGCAAGGAAUGGGUUUUGACUGCUGCUCACUGUACCGACGGAAUAUCCGGAGUCACUGUCUACUUGGGUGCUACCGUCCGCACAUCUGCAGAAAAAACCUAUAAAGUUAACAAAAAGAAUAUUAUUAUUCAUCCUGAAUGGACGCCCAGCAACUUGAGAAAUGAUAUUUCUUUGAUCAAAAUUCCCGCCGUCGCUUUUUCUGCCAAGAUUCAAGCCGUUAAAUUGCCCGCCAUCUCUAACUCUUACUCUACCUAUGCUGGUGAUUACGCCAUUGCCUCUGGUUGGGGCCGCAUCUCCGAUGCUACCUCGGGUGUUACCAAGAAGUUGCAAUGGGCGCGCAUGCAAGUCAUUAACAACAACGAAUGCGCCACCUCUUAUGGAAGCUCCAUUGUUGUCCCAUCCACCCUAUGUGUCUCGACCCCUGGUGGUGUGUCCACCUGCAAUGGUGACUCUGGUGGUCCAUUGGUUUUGGAAUCCACCAAAGUUCAAAUUGGCUUGACCUCUUUCGGUUCCUCUGCUGGCUGCGAAAAAGGCUUCCCUGUUGCCUUUACACGCUUGACCAGCUACUUGGACUGGAUUAAGGCCAACACUGGCAUCGCAAAUUGAAUAAAAUGUUGUAUAUGAUAAUAAAAAUGGUUUCAAAGCUCAUUUUUGUAAAACCAUGGAAA
Molecule: messenger RNA, 905 nt
Organism: Stomoxys calcitrans (stable fly)
Lineage: Eukaryota; Metazoa; Arthropoda; Insecta; Diptera; Muscidae
Product: serine protease 1
Exons: 2
Coding region: 22-843 (273 amino acids)
Biological process (GO): proteolysis
Molecular function (GO): serine-type endopeptidase activity
Source: RefSeq, a predicted model, not a curated record